This is a messenger RNA of Malania oleifera, 3086 nucleotides long. RefSeq lists its product as uncharacterized. Lineage: Eukaryota; Viridiplantae; Streptophyta; Magnoliopsida; Santalales; Ximeniaceae. The record is from RefSeq and is a predicted model, not a curated record. The transcript is spliced from 3 exons. The coding region runs from base 475 to 2592 and encodes 705 amino acids.
AGUGGAGCGGGAUGUGCGCAUCACGAACUGCUGCGCACCUUAGCAUACCUCCACAUUAAAUUCAGUUAACCACGUUUACUUUUUACCUGAUUAAUAACUAUUUCUGGUCGGCGAUGGACGGAUCUUCAAUUCUCGGCCGCCGUCUCCAGCCGGAAUCUAACCCACACUGACCCAUCUCAGUGAUAUUCUGCAACUCUAAUCUCUAACCGUUUCUCUCUCCAUUUCCUUAACAAAAGUACCUCUGUAUUCAUGCUUUCCAGUCCACAUAUUCAGAAGACGGUUUAUCUUAAUUUGCUAAACACCACUUGAGGAAAGAUGGCGAUCUAUGAAGAUUCCCAAGAUCUGGGUUUUAUUCACUUCUGUCCUUCAAAUCUCAGUGCGGUAAUGUAUGGGCACUGAGCAUAACAUUAAGCUUUUCAGGCUGCUCAUAGCUUUUGCUUCAAGAAAUUAGUUCUGAGGUAUUUAAAAUUUUGCAUGGCGUCAAACAGAGAAAUGGCUUUUAGAGCCAAGGAGAGUGCUGAGAGACGGUUUGCUGAGAGAGAUUUUGUGGGUGCAAAAACUUAUGCUUUACAGGCUCAAACCCUAGAUCCGGAGCUCGAGGGUAUAUCUCAAAUGGUGGCUACAUUUGAUGUUUAUAUUGCUUCUGAAGUUAAAAUUAGUGGUGAGAUUGAUUAUUAUUCGAUCCUUGGGCUGAAGCCAUCUGCCAACAAGGAUGCCGUGAAGAAACAGUAUCGGAAGCUGGCUGUGCUGCUCCACCCUGAUAAGAACAAAACGGUUGGAGCUGAUGGGGCAUUUAAGCUUGUUUCUGAGGCAUGGACCCUGCUGUCAGAUAGUGUGAAGAAGAGCUCUUAUGAUCUGAGGAGAAAGAAACAAUUUUCAUCCGGCUUAGUACAGACCACUGGGGUAAUAGUCACUGAGAAUUGUUGCAAGUCAUCGAUAUCUCAUGGUAAUCCUCAUACUUUCUGGACUGUUUGCAGCUCUUGUAAAGUUCAAUAUGAGUAUCUUCGGAAGUAUCAGAAUAAGAGACUUUCCUGUAAGAACUGCAGGGGUGUCUUUAUAGCUGUGGAAACGGGGACAGCCCCAGCAAAUGGCUCUUUCCCUUAUUCUCCUUGGUCCUAUUUUCCUGAUAGUGGAUAUGGGAGUCAUGGAUAUAAUGGGAUUACAUAUUUUCCUAAUAAUUCUGUAUUCCAUUCGGGGAAUGGGGUCCCAGCAUUUCAUACUGGGCAUGGUUUGGACUAUGUUUCAAAUGUGUCAUUUCAGUGGAGCUCAUUUCCUGGAGUUUCUGCUGGAAUUGUGGAUCCUAAUGGGCCGUCUGCUGCUAGACCCACUGAUGGUAUGUAUCAAACCAAUGGCAACAUCGGUAGAGGAGGGGAGAAGGUCAAAUUGGGAGCCAAUGGAAAACAUGCAGUUGCCAAUGGGGGUUCAAAUGUGCUAAACGGCUGUAAUGAAUCUUCAGGCUCCAAGGGUAGACCUAAUAAGAAACUAAAGGUGGAUAUGGAUGGCUCUGCGAGAAAUGGGCAUGAGGAAAUGGGUUCCAAAACCACUUCAGAAGUGAGAGCAGUUAAUGGAAAUGUUGGACCUAAUCCGAAGCUCUCUGGCCCAUGUGAAACUGCAACUAGACGUUGCUCAGCUGUGCCAGCAUUUGAUGCAAGAAAAUUGUUAAUUGACAAAGCAAGAACAGAAAUCCGGAAGAAACUGGAGGAGAUGAGAUUGGCUUCAGUUGCUGCUGAGAAGUCAAAAAUACCUAAUGGAGUUGGUAAGCCCAGAGAGGGACCUAAAAUUGCAGGAUUGGGUGUUUCUAAUCAGUUGUCAGAGCUGAACAAAACUGGGCCAAACUCAUUAACAGUUCCUGACCCUGACUUCCACGAUUUUGACAAGGUCAGAUCAGAGGAAUGCUUCAAGCCCAAGCAAAUAUGGGCUCUAUAUGAUGAAGAAGAUGGAAUGCCUCGAUUAUACUGCUUGAUCCGCGAGGUUAUUUCUGUUAGGCCAUUCAAGAUUCAUAUCAGUUACUUGAACUCUAAAACUGACAGUGAAUUUGGUUCAGUGAAAUGGGUGGAUUCUGGGUUUACCAAAUCUUGUGGUAAUUUCAGAGCAUGGAACUCUGAUGUUGUCAGUGAAGUCAACAUUUUCUCCCAUCUUUUGAAUGGGGAGAAGGCUGGCAGAGGGGGUUGUGUCCGGAUCUACCCCAAAAGUGGAGAUAUUUGGGCUGUCUAUCGGAACUGGUCUCCAGAUUGGAACAGGAAAACCCCAGAUGAAGUGAGGCACCAGUAUGAGAUGGUGGAGGUUCUUGAUGACUACUCCGAGCAGCUUGGAGUAUGUGUUGCACCACUUAUUAAAUUGGGGGGAUUUAAGACAGUAUAUCAGAGGAAUGCAAACAAGGAUGCUAUUAAAUGGAUUCCAAGGAGAGAGAUGCUGCGGUUUUCGCACCAGGUGCCAUCCUGGUCACUUAAAGGAGAAGCAAGUAAUUUGCCUGAGGGGUGCUGGGAUCUGGACCCAGCUGCAAUUCCAGACGCACUGCUUCAAGCUAUGAUCGAAUCGAAGGCUGAAAACAAACCUGCCCAAAUUGAAGAGAUGAUAUUCCACAACCAGUAGGGGGCAAUCAUCCAAAAUAACAUGGCUAUUGCUCAUUCCAGGUGACAAUUUGUAUUUUGGGCACAUCCAGAUUUUAUUAGUAGCAUGCUUCCUUUCUGCUGCCGGAGUUUUCUUCUGCUUACAACUAACAGUGCAUCAUCGUUGCGCACUUUUAUGCUGCCCAUUAAGGUUAUCUCUAUUGGGGGCAGCCUUAUUGUUUCUCAUUCAUCUAGUUUCUCGGAUUCAAUUAUGUACAAACAAGUCCCAGCCCACGAACGUAAAAACGCUAAUCAGGGGAAAAGUGAAAAAAGAAGAAGAGUUUUCUCAGGUUUGCCGCUGUUGAAACUGUAGAUGCGCAACCUCUUGGGGCUAGUCCCCAUGUCAGUUUCAUGCCUACUUGAUCAGCUAUUUCCUGUAUCUCUAUGCAGCAGCACUUUCUUUCUGGGAAAUAAUGAAUUGCACUUGACUCUACGAAGUUUUCUAAUAUUAAUUAUUUGAUCUUGAAGUUUCGUAAA